UUCUCAAAAAUGGAUACAGAUCCUAAGCCAGAGGAGACAGCAAUAGAGAUGUACAACAUGUUCUUCUUUAUUGGGAUUCUCUGAACUACAAUAACACUCACCUUGAUAACAGUGUAUUCCUGAAUGAGCUCACUUAGAAAGCACCCUAACAAUAUUUUAUUUCAAAUCUUGGUACUGCAAUUCUUUAUUUCCCUAAAAUACUUGGUUACAGGAGCAUCAUUUAAGAUAACGGGAGAUGACCUGCAUCAUACCCCUUACGGAUUGAUGGACUUCGGAUUGCUCAACUAUGGCUGCAAAAUUGAAGGCUUGAUAGCCUACAUGCUCUUCUUCAUGAUAAUCCUCUGGAACUUCGUCUUUACCUAUGACGUUUACCUCACUGUGAAUAAGCCUUUAUAAUGUACAAUGAGAAUAAUGUCUUCUACUAUAAAAUAUUCGUAUAUUUUGUAGGAAUAAUGUUCUCGAUCGUAAUAUUUUUCCCUAACAUGGAUAUUUUUACCGAAAGUAGCAUAUAUGUGUGCUACAUUAAGAAUGGAGUCGUUUAUAACCUCUUUGUAAACUUCCCAAUUGUUCUGUACUUCUUGGUUAAUGUCUAUGUGUCCUGUAAAUACACUAGAGAGAAGUUUUACAAAGGAUACAUGAGGAAUAGGCAUCGGAUAGACCAAUACCUCAGCAUUCAUAGGCUGUACUUUGUGUUCUGGACUCUAUUCCAAUUCAGUAACUUGGUGUUUGGUUUUGUGACAAACAAGAGCACGACAUUGAUCACGAUCCACAGUAUCAUAAUGGCUCUAACGCCACUAAAUAUCUGUAUUGCUUUCACUAAGGCAGUAAUUUACCCAGAAAUGAUUUGUAUUGAAGAUGAAGAAGAGAAGAUCACUCUCAAUACUCAGACAUUGUUGGACACAGUAAUUAUUUCAAACCCACCUCCUGGACUAGAAAGAAAGAUUAAGCAUAGCAGGAAUCCCUCUGGCAACGCUGAGACCAUGGAGCAGGUUAAAAAGCAUUGGGGAAAAGGAGAUAAUUUCAAAGAAGUCCUCCGCCGUGAGGUCCUUGAAUACAUCGUCAAGGGAUUAGAUGUUGUUUUCAAGAACGAACGUAAAAAUAGCUCAUCCCUUGGAAAUCUUGAAAUUGAAGAUCCAAACAUUCCUAAAGAAAGACCAGGUCUGUUGAGAAGGAUAGUUAAGUUUAUUUUUGGGAAAGAUGAUCUUACAAAAGAAAAUUAUGAAGAUGAUGGCAACAACUCUGCAUUACUAGGCCACCCAGAUGUGCUAAAGAAGGUCAGUGUCCUUACACACAGCCAGAUUGAGAAGGAAACCCAAGUUGAGCAAUGUAUUGUUCUCAGGAAAGCCCUAAACAGAAUGACAAUUCUUCCUUCCAAGACUCAACAAAAGGAUGAUGAGUAUGAUUUUAUUGAACUUGCACCAGCAAUUUUCAGAAAUAUACGGAAGAUUCACAAUGUGGAUGACUAUAUGGUCAAGAAAGUCUUCUGAGUCCAGAACCUGAAAGACUUGGACAUCAAGAUUUCUACUGGGAAAGGUGGGUCAUUCUUCAUCAAGCCGAUCCAAGGUGGAAGAAUGUUGCUCAAAAGUAUUACCAAAGGAGAGUACGAGAUCAUACAGAACUUCCUGAGUGAUUAUUAUUGCUACUUAUUAAUGAAUCCAAACACAUAUCUAUGCCCCAUCUUGGGAGUGUAUAAGCUCAGACUUCAGAAGACCAAGCAGGUUCCUCCAAUCACCUUCAUUUUGAUGAGAAAUGUCUUGAACUUAGAUCCAAAUGACCUCAAGCCUGAAGAUAAGGUGUACUGCUUUGACCUGAAGGGAAGCCUUCAUGGGAGGAGAACCUUAGAAAACCCCAAUGAAAUCCUCAACUUUGAAGAGAAUUACGAAUUUCAUAAGGACCUUGUCCUCAAGGAUAUUGAUUUCUUCCAAUCAUUCAGGAGGCUAGACAUCACAACCGACCAAGCCGAGAAGGUAAUGUCUCAGAUCGAGGAAGACACUAAAUUUUUGACAGAUUGAAACUUUAUGGACUACUCUCUCCUAUUAUUCAUCGUCAUAAAGCCUUAUGAAGAGAUCAAGAGCAUGUUGCCUGAAGGUAUCAGCCAACAGAAUGAGAUAAACCGCUUCAAAAGUAUAGACUUCCAGUCUCCUAGCCGUAGAAAUCAACCAGAGAAGGAUAGUGAAGGAGAAAGUGAUGAAGAAGAACAAACUAAACCAUCUUAUUAUUCUUCUGAUCACAAUACUUUGGAUGUCACUACAAACAAAAGGAACGAUGAUCGCAUGAAAAGAGCUAAAAAGCACUCUAAAAAGCCUGAAGGUAGAGCUGUUCGUACUGUUGUCCGAACCAUUAGUGAUUUCGAUAGUGCCCCUGUAGAACAGAAAGAGGAACAAAUUGAAGAGCAAUUUUCAAAAACUGGUCGAAAUACCCUCUAUAUGUCUGAAGGAAUUGCUAAACAGAAAACCUCAAAAUUUACUAGAUACACUCAUGCUAACAAAGAGAGUCCAGUUCUGGUCUUAAAGGAGAAGAAGGGGAAGAAACUUAGAGUUUACCUUGUCUCCAAUGUGAAUGAUAUUUCGAACAUGAAGUCCAUCGAGCAAGAGGAAAAGAGAAGAGUCACAAUGCUACAGCUCCAACAGAACAAAUUCAGUUCAAUAGAGGAGGCUAAAUCUGAAGAAGAGGAGAACCCUAGUCCUGUUAGUAGAGCGUCUCAGAACUUCGAUGAAUAUUUUAAUGAAGAUAAUCCCUUAAUGAAUUCAGGUACCAGCGUUCUUAAAAACAGAGUCUCAAUUUCAAGACCAUCAGCUACCUUCUUUGGAAGAGAAUCUGUUGCAUCUGUCUCAGGAGGUUUUGGAAGAUCAUCCAUUCUAAAUUUUAACACUGACGUAAAGAAAGUUAAGUUCCGUGAGAGGAAGACUAGCUUCAAGUUGAACACUUUCGAUCCCUCUGGAAGUAAGAAGGAACAAGGCAUAGAGAGCAAGCUCAAGGAAAUAGACCAAAGGCUUCUGAAAGAAUAUCAUAAGAACAGGCAUGGGUUCAAAGAGAACCAGAUCAUCGAACUCUCAGACUGUCUUGAAGACAGCGAAGAAGAAAGAGAAGACUCUCUCAAUACUCCUUGGAAGAAGAUAAGCGACACAGAAGUAAUUGAGCAAGUCAUUUUCGACCCACAACUCGGCAUGGUAAAAAGAGAGAUCCACUUUGGGAUAAUAGACUACAUCACAACUUUCACCUUCAUGAAGAAGGUUGAGGAGAAGAUCAAGAGUCUGAUCCAAGACAAUCCUUCUGCUGUGAGGCCGAAUGUGUAUGCACACAGGUUCACCGAUUGUGUCAAGAGCGCAUUUGAAUAAGACUUUUUAAAAUCUAUUCA
Moneuplotes crassus is the source of this 3358-nucleotide messenger RNA. NCBI's taxonomy places the organism in Eukaryota, Ciliophora, Spirotrichea, Euplotida, Euplotidae. The record is from the annotation of a GenBank genome assembly.